UCUCAAUGGCCAUACAUAUCCAGAAAAACCUCAUCCACUUCAACACCUUGAAGAACUUGUACAUAAUAUUACAAAAUCCUUGGAAUACCUUCGAAUCCGUCAAGCCACUGCUAGCCUUCCUUGAACAUGAGCGAGAAAGAUGUGCAUCCACCUAGUCAAAAUAUGACUUUUAAUGAAACCCUGCGACUGAUAGGCGAAUUUCUGGAGGUAGCUUUCAACCAGAUUUUGUACCUCCGCAAUGUUUAUCCUGCAGAUUUAUUUGAACAGAGGAAGAAGUUUAACGUUGAAGUCAUGGCUUCUCGUCAUCCAGUCUUGACAUCGUACAUCGGUGAAGUUAUCUCCCAAUCUAUGGAAGAAGUCGUCAAAGGAUUGGCCAAGAAGCUAAUUUUAGCUGUACAGGAUAAUUCAGUCAUGCCACACAGGCCACGAGAACACUUUGUUUUUAACUUGCAAUACUUGGUCGAUCCCAUUACAACAUUCGAAAAUGAAGCUGAUCGGGACAUUAGACCAAUCGCAGCGUAUGGUAGUAAAGCAGAUGCUGAACUGCACAUCCGGGCUUUCUUAAUCAAACUCAAUUCAUGUAAUGCUCAUCUAGGCGAUCCUAUAAAACAAGACUUGACAUGGACAACGUUUCUAGAGCUCAAUGACACAACCAAAGAGCCUCUGUCCGAACACAGUAAGAAAAAUGAUCGCCCACCUCAAUGGAUUCCUUGCGACAACCCCGCUGUGUCACGCCAGGAGGACCAGACCGACUUUCCAACCACAUCGUUACCAGCAGCAGCACCCUCGAAACGUCUGAUUCCUCUCAAAAGUCAAGGCUUGGGAAUGAUACAGCUUCAAAUGAUGAUCAUUCAGCAUAACGAGAAGAAUGAUCAUGAGCAAACUGUCGCUACACCACACUAGGAAAUAUUGAAAUGGUAGGUAAAUAUGCAAUGUAUUCGAUGUGAUGAUAAUGUAUCAAGAAAACGCAUAUGCAUAAAAUAUGAAGUUGUUGCGCUUUUCUAGCAUUAUACUAGUAAAUUCCCGCACAAAGUGUCACUUCCAAUCACACAAAUCAAUUAUCAUACAUAAAAAGCAAAGCAAAAGGAAACCAGUCAAUAAAGAAAGAGUGAUGUUGCUCAUUUUUUAUUUUAGCAAGUUUUUCUGUUGUUGUGUUCAAAUUUUCAAUGAUAACUGGUAUGUAUCAAUCAAAC
Puccinia graminis f. sp. tritici CRL 75-36-700-3 is the source of this 1193-nucleotide messenger RNA. RefSeq lists its product as uncharacterized. The transcript is spliced from 9 exons. The record is from RefSeq and is a predicted model, not a curated record. Lineage: Eukaryota; Fungi; Basidiomycota; Pucciniomycetes; Pucciniales; Pucciniaceae. Gene Ontology annotation, cellular component: zeta DNA polymerase complex. The coding region runs from base 127 to 903 and encodes 258 amino acids.